GGAGGCGCGCUGGGUUUUUAUGAAAUAACAAACCGGGCUCCAACAAUAAGAGCAGUGGACGCGUGUUUUUCAAUUUAAAAGCACUAAAUUCAAGUUUGACCAGAGGAAUUACAACAGAUCUGAAGGACGGAGCGCCUGCUCAGCUGGAACAUCUGGCAGACCCGCCAAGCUCUAAAAUGUUCAACUGCGUCUCCAACAGCGCGGGCUCCUCUGGGUCUGAUGAUCUUUUUGAGGAGGACUCCUACUCUCCAUCUUCCUUCUCCUCCUCAUCCUCCUCCUCUGUUCCCAUGGUGGGCUCGUUGCAGGGUAAAACUCUGUGCACCUCCUGCGGCCAGGAAAUUGUGGACAGAUACCUCCUUCAGGUAAAUGGCCUGUGCUGGCACGUGCGCUGCCUGUCAUGCAGUGUGUGUAACACUUCGCUGGGACGACACGUCAGCUGUUAUGUGAAAGAUACACAGGUUUUCUGCAAACUUGAUUAUUUUAGGAGGUAUGGUACUCGCUGCGCUCGGUGUGGUCGUAACAUUCACUCUACUGACUGGGUGCGUCGGGCAAAAGGUAGCACCUUCCAUCUAGCGUGUUUCUCCUGCGCCUCGUGCAAGCGCCAGCUCUCCACUGGAGAGGAGUGUGGACUGCUGGAGAACAGGGUCUUCUGUCGGCCUCACUACGACAUCGUCAUGGAGAACCUGAAGCGAUCCAAGGAAAAUGAGCAACCAAGACCGGAGGAUGGGAGUGCAAACAAAGACUCCAGUACUGUUGGCCGGCCUGCCAAGAGGGCAAGAACGAGCUUCACUGUGGAUCAGCUUCAGGUGAUGCAAGCCCAGUUCGCUAAAGAUAACAACCCAGAUGCUCAGACUCUGCAAAGGCUGGCUGAAAAGACUGGACUUAGCCGCAGAGUGAUUCAGGUCUGGUUUCAGAAUUGUCGGGCUCGUCAGAAGAAGCAUAUCAACCCAAAUCACGGCUCUUCAGGCAUGUUGACAUCGAUUGGUUCAGGCCAGCUGACUCCACCACUGAUGGACAAUCUACAAUAUACAACUUAUAUUAAUCCUGACCCUCCUCUGCUUACGACUCUCACUUAUAUGGAUGUUCAAACUCCCGACCCCCUUUUGCUUCAGCCUCUCCUGUCUCAUCCAUUGACACAACUGCCCAUCAAUCACACCUGAGUCUCAGCUCACCUGCUGAGAAGUAAAGCUCAUCGGUUUAAGGGAAGAAUGAAGAUGUGUGGGGGUGGACACCACUGGUUUAAAAACGUGGGGUUUGCAUGAGUUUAUCACAAAUGAUUGCACUGAAUUGUCACUACUGCCUAACGUGUGCACAUACUUAGAAUAAUAAAGGGGUUGAAACUAGAGUAAUACUCUUAAAGGGAUUCAAAUAUGACGUGUAAAAGAUGUAGUUUUCUUUUUUGGAAAAAUAAACUUGUGUUAAUGUGUCAUGAAUUUAUGUAUUUAAUUUAUUCUGAGAAUUUGCUCAGAUAAGGCACUUUGUUUGAAUGAAAUGAAAAAAACUGCUUUUGUUUUCAGAAAUGUAAUCUAAAGAUUGUUUUUUUUUUUCAGCAUGGGUUAAAAUAAAUAAGCUGCAAAAAAUAUAUGCAUGCAGGAACUGUACUCUUUGUGUUAUCUUGGUGUAGACACAUGCACAGUGAGCUUAUCAACCAGUUUGGGCUGCCUAUUUUUUUUUUUUUACUCUGAUAUUUAAAUUCUGUCUCACCUUCCAUCUAGAAUUGUUACAUUUUUUAUGUUUGUGUUACAGAAAAGUAUGCAAUGAAGUGAUGCAUUAUUUCAAUUGACUAUUAUUGUGGAAAUUCACUUGGAACAAUGUGCAAAGAGAAAGAUUCUUUGUUUAAGAACAGCGGCUACAUGAGUAUUCUUCAAUUUUUAUUUUUUUAUUAUUUUGAUUUAAAUGUAAAGUGAAAAGAACAUGCAAGAUAUUUGUAAGGUAAAUGUAUUUUUGUUUGGAUCAAAGUAAUGAAUUUGUGAUAACAGUUUUUGUUUAAUUUUCAAAUAACCUAAAGUCACCUCAUCUUGAUCUCUACUGCUGUGGAAGCUUGUGACUUUGAAUAAAUGAAGCAUCAUUUUAGAAAAUA
This is a messenger RNA of Oryzias melastigma (Indian medaka), 2080 nucleotides long. RefSeq names its product LIM homeobox 8a (gene lhx8a). NCBI's taxonomy places the organism in Eukaryota, Metazoa, Chordata, Actinopteri, Beloniformes, Adrianichthyidae. The transcript has 8 exons. Gene Ontology annotation, cellular component: nucleus. Gene Ontology annotation, molecular function: RNA polymerase II transcription regulatory region sequence-specific DNA binding; DNA-binding transcription factor activity, RNA polymerase II-specific. Bases 177 to 1160 code for a protein of 327 amino acids. The record is from RefSeq and is a predicted model, not a curated record. Gene Ontology annotation, biological process: neuron differentiation; regulation of transcription by RNA polymerase II; forebrain neuron development.